UAUACGGUGUAUUAACUUUUUGCGAUAUGUUAACGGUAAUAUUAAAAUGCCCAUCCAAUUGCUGGUAAAAAAAAACAGAAAUAGAUAGAAAAUUGCUAAAAUAUACAGGGGAACUCAUGCAGUUGCAUAGCUCACUCACCAAAUCAAAGUUGAUUCGUUAUCAAAAUUAAAAAUUUAAAUUUGAACUCUCAGUGGGCAAAUGAGGAAGUUUUCUGCUCUGCUGAAGGGCACACCACGUACAAAAAACGAGAAAGGAAACUGAAGAGCCGCUUGCUUACUAGAAGAAAGUUCUCCGCCAUAAACAGACCAGAGUCUCUGUUUUUCCCUCUUUCGAAGAAACACAACGAUGGCGUAUGGAGAAGACAGAUUACUCCGGCGGGCAACUACUCACUAUUCGCCGGAUCAUGUCAUAUUGCUGGUCGGAGAAGGAGACUUCUCCUUCUCUCUGUCUCUGGCUCGCUCCUUCGGCUCUGCCUCCAACAUCGUCGCUACUUCUCUCGACACCCGCGACGACUUGAUGAAGAAAUACAAGAACGCAGGAUAUAACCUAGCAUUGCUGAGAAAACUCGGAGCUCAUGUGUUCCAUGGAGUGGAUGCAACCAAGAUGAUGGAUCAUCCACUGUUGAAAAUGCACAGAUUCGACCGCAUCAUCUUCAACUUCCCACACGCAGGAUUCCACGGCAAGGAAGACAGUCCCAAACUCAUCAGUAAGCACGCGGAGCUCGUUCAGGGUUUCUUCAGGAACGCAUCAGCAAUGCUACGACGACCAUGGGGAGAAGUACACGUCUCCCACAAGACCACAAAGCCAUACUGCGACUGGAACAUUGUGGAGCUUGCUUUCCAAUGCUUCUUGACCUUCGUUUGUGCAGUCGAUUUCAGGCCGGAAGAUUAUCCUAAUUACUCCAACAAGAGAGGAGACGGGAAGAAGGCGGACGAGUCUUUCCACCUCGGCGAAUGCAGCACCUUCGUGUUCUGUUCUUCCAUGGCAGCAGCUGCUAUUCACAGGCCGCCAUUAAAUUGUAUGAUAUGGGGAAGAAGCUUGAGUGUUGAUGAUCGACAGCAGAGGUUGAUGUCGCUGUGGAGACUGAUGGUGGAUCUUUUGGGCCACCAUCCAGGAGUUGCUGAGAUGAGACUGCGGAUGAGCUGAUGGUGAUCAUCAACGUGGCGUGCUGACGGAACAAAAGUUCACACACUUUCGGAUGGAAAUAGACGGAAUGACUGAUU
Messenger RNA from Linum trigynum, 1224 nucleotides. Lineage: Eukaryota; Viridiplantae; Streptophyta; Magnoliopsida; Malpighiales; Linaceae. The record is from the annotation of a GenBank genome assembly.